AUGCUGGAUCACUCAGCUACUCGGAUUGUCGACUACGAUCGAGUCCAUAACCUACAAAAUAUCGUGGUGACAACUUUGGCUCCAUGCAAAGAUGGCUACUGGGUGAUCUACAUUCACGGAGGUGCCUGGCGGGAUCCGACAGUCACGUUGGACUCCUUCAAACCGACCGAAUCCAUCCUCCGUGACGCAGACCUGCCUAUUGCUGGGUUUGCAUCAAUCUCGUACCGCCUGAGCCCGCACCCAAAUCACCCGCAAGACUCAAGAAGCACUGCCCCGAACGACUUCCAAAAUGCGAGACACCCUGAUCACAUACGAGAUGUGAAAGCAGCGCUUGCCUUCUUACAGAAUACAUACGGCUUUGGUGCGCGGUAUAUCUUAAUUGGCCAUAGUUGCGGAGCGACGCUGGCCUUCCAAGCCGUGAUGGGCGCGAUUUCAGACCAUCGUGAACAGCCCUUCAUAGGGGGCAAGGAGAACCAAGAUAUCAGUGUCGGAGUUGUAUCUGCAUCUCCUGGGCCCCUGCCACCUCCCUUGGCAGCCCAACCUACCGCCAUUGUUGGUGUGGCGGGUAUCUAUGACCUGCGACGGCUUCGGGACUCACAUCGUGAUAUCCCGGCCUACCAGGAGUUUAUUGAGGGAGCUUUUGGACCGAAUGAGCUACUUUGGGAUGGUGUGUCACCAGCCCAAAUGGCAGGAUCUCGUGGAGUAGAAGGCGGAUGGAAGUCUGGAAGGUUGGCGGUCCUGGCGCAUUCCAAGGACGACGGCCUGGUAGAUCACUCCCAAAUGGAGGCCAUGGAGGAGGCUUUGAGGUACUGGGAGAAAACAGAGGCCCAAAUACCGGCGCAUGAGUUCCCACACCGUGAUAGACGUCUCUGCGUCCUAUCCAUCAGUGGUACCCAUGAUGAGGCAUGGGAGAAGGGUGACCAGCUAGCUCGCGCGGUGAAGUUCGCAUUUGAGCAACUACAGGACAUGGGGCUGGCCCCUCAAUCCUGA
This is a messenger RNA of Penicillium paradoxum, 990 nucleotides long. RefSeq names its product arylformamidase. NCBI's taxonomy places the organism in Eukaryota, Fungi, Ascomycota, Eurotiomycetes, Eurotiales, Aspergillaceae. Gene Ontology annotation, molecular function: arylformamidase activity. The coding region runs from base 1 to 990 and encodes 329 amino acids. The transcript is spliced from 2 exons. The record is from RefSeq and is a predicted model, not a curated record.